GCGCGCGCUGAGCUCCAGCGUUCAGCGCACUGCAGCAAAACUAACUUCAUCCCGAAUGAACGCUGACUGGAACACGAGAUGAUUGUCUAGUCUUUCCUUCGCGAUGUCUCACUUUAUGAAGGCUGUUUUUCUGCUGCUGUGCGCUAGUAUAAGCGGUCAGUGCGGGAAGAUGAAGCACAACCUCAGGAGAACAUCUGAACAACAUCACAAACACGGAACUCCACUGUUCAAGAAGAUGCUGGAUCAAACUAAGACACAUCAGGUGAGAUCAGACCAUCUGCUGCGUGUCGAUGAUCAUGACUUCACUAUGAGACCAGCAUUUGCAGGUCCAGCAGUACCCGUAGGUGUUGAUGUACAGGUAGAGAGUUUGGACAGUAUCUCCGAAGUAGAUAUGCCCUUUAAUAGCACAGAUGACAAGAUCUCGCUGUCUCAGUUUCUCAUUCAGAAGUUUCACACCACCUCCAGAUUGGCCUUCUACAGCAGCACAGGUUGGUACAAUCGUCUUUACAUCAACUUCAGUCUGCGUCGUCAUAUCUUCUUCUUCCUGCUUCAGACGUACUUUCCCGCCACUCUGAUGGUCAUGUUGUCAUGGGUGUCCUUCUGGAUCGACUGUCGAGCUGUUCCUGCACGAGUCUCGUUAGGUUGGUACAAUCGUCUUUACAUCAACUUCAGUCUGCGUCGUCAUAUCUUCUUCUUCCUGCUUCAGACGUACUUUCCCGCCACUCUGAUGGUCAUGUUGUCAUGGGUGUCCUUCUGGAUCGACUGUCGAGCUGUUCCUGCACGAGUCUCGUUAGGCAUCACGACGGUGCUCACCAUGUCCACCAUCAUCACUGGAGUGAACGCCUCCAUGCCCAGAGUCUCCUACAUCAAAGCCGUGGACAUUUACCUGUGGGUCAGCUUCGUCUUUGUCUUUUUAUCGGUAAUUGAGUAUGCUGCCAUAAACUACCUGACCACAGUGCAUGAUGGGACAGAUCGCAAAUCAAAGGAGAAGCCUUUACCCUGGACAUGUGACAUAUCCCACGCAAGGACUAUGAUUCUGGAUGAAGCGUACAGUAAGCCUGAUGCCAAUAGCCUGGCAGGAUAUACCCAGGCCCCUGUCUCCACUGAGGAGGCUGCAGAUAAACAGGACCACAUGGUGGUGUGCCUGUCUUUGGCAAAUGAGGCCACAGGAGCCAAGAGGAAGACCCUUCGAGGCCUACGUAUCAUCCAAAACACUCACGUCAUUGAUGCCUACUCUCGCAUUAUCUUUCCAGGGGCCUUUAUAUUCUUCAAUCUGAUCUAUUGGUCUGUAUACUGCUGAACUGCCUUGCAAAGAGAUUGUGGUUGUAACAUAUUGAAAUACAUACAUAUUAAAGAUGCACUAAG
Molecule: messenger RNA, 1365 nt
Organism: Sinocyclocheilus grahami
Lineage: Eukaryota; Metazoa; Chordata; Actinopteri; Cypriniformes; Cyprinidae
Product: gamma-aminobutyric acid receptor subunit rho-2-like
Exons: 8
Coding region: 104-1300 (398 amino acids)
Biological process (GO): monoatomic ion transmembrane transport
Cellular component (GO): membrane
Molecular function (GO): monoatomic ion channel activity; transmembrane signaling receptor activity
Source: RefSeq, a predicted model, not a curated record